CCCGCCCCCGGGCCCCGAGUGAGCUGCUCUGGCCGCCGCGCGGGCUCAGAGCCGAGCAGCGGUGGGGAGCGGAGCGGCGGCGGGGAGCGGAGCGGCGCGCCCGGGGGGACCAUGGGUUCUAUGUUUAGGAGUGAGGAGGUAGCCCUGGUCCAGCUCUUCCUACCCACAGCGGCUGCCUACACCUGCGUCAGUCAGCUGGGUGAACUGGGCCUCGUGGAGUUCAGAGAUCUCAACGCAUCUGUGAGUGCCUUCCAGAGACGCUUUGUGGUCGAUGUCCGUCGCUGUGAGGAGCUGGAGAAGACCUUCACCUUCCUGCAGGAGGAGGUGCGGCGGGCGGGCCUGACGCUGCCCCCACCAGAUGGGAGGCUGCCAGCACCACCUCCUCGAGACCUACUGCGCAUCCAGGAGGAGACAGACCGCUUGGCCCAGGAGCUGCGGGAUGUGCGGGGCAACCAGCAGACGCUGCGGGCCCAGCUGCACCAGCUGCAGCUCCACUCGGCUGUGCUGGGCCAGAGCCAUGGUCCCCCGUUGGCAGCUGCCCACACAGAAGGGCCCUCCUCCGAGAGAGCACCCUGGCUUCCAGCUUCCCCGGGGCCACAGGAAGACCUUAAGGUCAACUUUGUGGCAGGUGCCGUGGAGCCCUACAAGGCCGCCGCCCUGGAGCGCCUGCUCUGGAGAGCCUGCCGAGGCUUCCUCAUCGCCAGUUUCAAGGAGACUGAGUCACAGCUGGAGGACCCCGUGACGGGAGAGCCUACCACCUGGAUGACCUUCAUCAUCUCCUACUGGGGUGAGCAGAUUGGACAGAAGAUCCACAAGAUCACAGACUGUUUCCACUGCCAUGUCUUCCCCUACCUGGAACAAGAGGAAGCGCGGAGUGGGGCCCUGCAGCAGCUGCAGCAGCAGAGCCAGGAGCUGCAGGAGGUUCUGGGGGAGACUGAACGGUUCCUGAGCCAGGUUCUGGGUCGGGUGCAGCAGCUGCUGCCGCCAGGGCAGGUGCAGAUCCGCAAGAUGAAGGCUGUGUACUUGGCCCUCAACCAGUGCAGCGUGAGCACCACUCACAAAUGCCUUAUCGCAGAGGUCUGGUGUGCCACGCGAGACCUGCCCGCCCUGCAGCAGGCACUGCAGGACAGCUCGAGUGAAGCAGGAGUGAGUGCUGUGGCUCACCGCAUCCCCUGCCGGGACUCGCCUCCAACUCUCAUCCGCACCAACCGAUUCACAGCCAGCUUCCAGGGCAUCGUGGAUGCCUAUGGCGUGGGCCGCUACCAGGAAGUCAACCCUGCUCCCUACACCAUCAUCACAUUCCCCUUCCUCUUCGCUGUGAUGUUUGGCGAUGUGGGCCACGGGCUGCUCAUGUUCCUCUUUGCCCUGGCCAUGGUGCUUGUUGAGAACCGGCCAGCUGUGAAGGAUGCGCAAAACGAGAUCUGGCAGACAUUCUUCGGGGGCCGCUACCUGCUCCUGCUCAUGGGUCUGUUCUCUGUCUACACUGGUUUCAUCUACAAUGAGUGCUUCAGCCGCGCCACCACCAUCUUCCCCUCGGGCUGGAGCGUGGCCGCUAUGGCCAACCAGUCAGGCUGGAGUGAUGAAUACCUAUCUCAGCAUCCCAUGCUCACCCUGAACCCCAACAUCACCGGUGUCUUCCUGGGACCCUACCCCUUUGGCAUUGACCCGAUCUGGAGCCUGGCUACCAACCACCUGAGCUUCCUCAAUUCCUUCAAGAUGAAGAUGUCUGUCAUCCUGGGGGUCACCCACAUGGCCUUUGGGGUGUUCCUCAGUGUCUUCAACCAUGUGCACUUUGGGCAGACGCACCGACUGCUACUGGAGACCCUGCCCGAGCUCCUCUUUCUGCUGGGCCUCUUCGGCUACCUCGUGUUCCUCAUCAUCUACAAGUGGCUGCAGGUCUCGGCUGCCCGAGCUGCCUCAGCCCCCAGCAUCCUCAUCCACUUUAUCAACAUGUUCCUCUUUGCCAGCAGCACCACCAACCAGCCGCUCUUCCACGGGCAGGAAGUGGUACAGUACGUGCUGGUGGUCCUGGCUUUGGCCACGGUGCCCAUCCUGCUGCUAGGCACGCCCUUGUACCUGCUGCGCCAGCACCGCCGCAGAAGUACUCAGAGAAGGCCAGUGGGCCGACAGGACGCGGAAACUGACAAGCUUCUGCCCUCCCCUGAUGCCUCCACCUCUGAGAACAGCUGGACCCACGACGAGGAGAAGGCAGGAUGUGCAGGGGGUGACGAGGAAGCUGAGUUUGUCCCCUCUGAGGUCUUCAUGCACCAGGCCAUCCACACCAUCGAGUUCUGCCUUGGAUGUAUCUCCAACACGGCCUCCUACCUGCGCCUCUGGGCCCUGAGCUUGGCCCAUGCCCAGCUGUCCGAGGUCCUGUGGGCCAUGGUGAUGCGUAUAGGCCUGAGCAUGGGCAGGGACAUAGGUGUGGCUGCUGUGGUGCUGGUCCCCGUGUUUGGGGCCUUUGCCGUGAUGACCGUGGCUAUCUUGUUGGUGAUGGAGGGGCUCUCGGCCUUCCUGCAUGCCCUGAGGCUGCACUGGGUGGAAUUUCAGAACAAGUUCUACGCAGGCACUGGCUACAAGCUCAGCCCCUUCACCUUCGCUGUAGAAGAGGUGUAGUGCCCACUGCAGAGAAUGCCCACCCAACUCCUCAAUGGAAGCAGAAAAGAAAUAAAGAGCUGGCAGGCCCAGGGA
Nannospalax galili (Upper Galilee mountains blind mole rat) is the source of this 2691-nucleotide messenger RNA. It is a transcript of the gene Tcirg1, whose product is annotated as T cell immune regulator 1, ATPase H+ transporting V0 subunit a3. The coding region runs from base 112 to 2616 and encodes 834 amino acids. Gene Ontology annotation, biological process: vacuolar acidification; proton transmembrane transport. Gene Ontology annotation, cellular component: vacuolar proton-transporting V-type ATPase, V0 domain; plasma membrane; vacuolar proton-transporting V-type ATPase complex. The transcript is spliced from 20 exons. Gene Ontology annotation, molecular function: proton-transporting ATPase activity, rotational mechanism; ATPase binding. The record is from RefSeq and is a predicted model, not a curated record. NCBI's taxonomy places the organism in Eukaryota, Metazoa, Chordata, Mammalia, Rodentia, Spalacidae.